Westerdykella ornata is the source of this 1860-nucleotide messenger RNA. Its product is annotated as dihydrolipoamide acetyltransferase. NCBI's taxonomy places the organism in Eukaryota, Fungi, Ascomycota, Dothideomycetes, Pleosporales, Sporormiaceae. Gene Ontology annotation, biological process: pyruvate decarboxylation to acetyl-CoA. The transcript has 4 exons. Gene Ontology annotation, cellular component: pyruvate dehydrogenase complex. The coding region runs from base 175 to 1680 and encodes 501 amino acids. Gene Ontology annotation, molecular function: dihydrolipoyllysine-residue acetyltransferase activity. The record is from RefSeq and is a predicted model, not a curated record.
UGCGAUCAAGGCUCUCUCCCCGCUGUUCAUCUGAAUCUCCGUCUCCGGCCGUCUGAGAGCAAAUUAGGGCUCAAAUACAGCUUGCUCUCUCCCCGCUGCCCCAAUCCCGCGACCCAGCUCGUCAACUUAGGGCAAGGAACGAAUUUGUAGCUCCCGCAUCGGAUCCCCGACACGAUGCCGGCCUCGAUUACGAUGCUCGCCAGGACCGGUGCUCAAUUGAGCGCAAGAGGUUCCAUUGCUCUGAGAGGCAGUUUGUAUGCGUCUAGGUGCUCAGAGUUCACAGCACGGCAGGCGCCCGCGCUCUCCGCUCUCGCAAGAUACUAUGCGUCCAAAUCUUUCCCUCCCCACACCAUCGUCAGCAUGCCUGCGCUCUCCCCUACGAUGACGGCUGGAAAUAUCGGUGCAUGGCAGAAGAAGGUCGGCGACUCCAUCGCACCCGGCGAUGUUCUCGUCGAAAUCGAGACCGAUAAGGCCCAGAUGGACUUCGAGUUCCAGGAGGAGGGCGUCAUUGCGAAGAUCUUGAAGGAGUCUGGAGAGAAGGAUGUCGCAGUUGGCAGUCCCAUUGCCGUUCUUGUCGAGGAAGGCGAAGACGUCUCUGCUUUUGAGUCUUUCACGGCUGCUGACGCAGGCGGCGAUAAGUCCCCUGCCCCGACGCCAAAGGAGGGUGAAGCAUCUGAGGCCAGCGAGCCGCCGCAGUCUGGAUCACCGAGCGCUCCUCCGGCAAAGGAAGAGCCUGCUCCUCAAGCUGUGGAGUCAGAGUCAACUGGUGCCCGUCUGGAGACCUCCCUCGACCGUCAGCCCGCUGUCUCGCCCGCCGUCAAGAAGCUCGCGUUGGAGAAGGGUGUGCCUCUCUCAGCAAUCAAGGGAUCUGGACCUGGUGGAAAGAUCACUACAGGCGACAUUGAGAAGUACAAGCCUGCCGGCGCUGCUCCUGCUGCGGCGGCAUCGGCCGCCGGAGCAGCUGCAUACGAAGACGUGUCUGCAUCCAGUAUGCGCAAGGUCAUUGCCAGCCGCCUCAGUCAAAGCUGGCAAGAGAAUCCCCACUACUUCGUCGCUUCUAGCAUAUCCGUUUCUAAGCUGCUCAAGCUCCGCGAGGCACUGAAUGCAUCCGGAGAGGGCAAGUACAAGCUCUCAGUCAACGAUCUGCUGGUCAAAGCAAUCGCAGUCGCAGCCCGCAAGGUCCCGGCUGCCAACUCCUCGUGGCGCGUUGAGGGCAACGAGAUCACCAUCCGUCAACACAACACCGUCGAUGUCUCCGUCGCCGUCGCCACUCCUGUCGGUUUGAUGACCCCCAUCAUUAAGAAUGUCGGUGCUUUGGGUCUCCAGAGCAUCUCGUCUCAGAUCAAAGAUCUUGGCAAGCGUGCACGAGACGGCAAGUUGAAGCCUGAGGAGUACCAGGGUGGAACCAUCACCAUCUCCAACAUGGGGAUGAAUCCCGCUGUGGAGCGCUUCACUGCCGUCAUCAACCCACCACAGGCUACCAUCGUCGCCAUUGGCGCAACGAAGAAGGUUGCUGUUCCAGGAGAGCCCAAUGAGGACGGUACUCCCAGUGUGGAGUGGGAUGAUCAGAUGGUCAUUACCAGCAGCUUUGACCACAAGGUGGUUGAUGGCGCAGUGGGUGGAGAGUUCAUGAGAGAAUUGAAGAAGGUGAUUGAGAACCCGCUGGAGUUGCUGCUCUAGGGUGUCGUUUCUGGCGCGGCGUUUCAUUGCGGGUUUGUAUUUCUUUCCUCACUCUGGGUUCUUUCAAGCGAUCUUGAUCCCUGCAUUGCACCUGUAACAAAACGCCGGAUUACCGAAUUUAGUAGGGCCUGUAAUUCCCAAUCAUUAUAGAAGCUUCUUACGUCUUGUUGAUGUUCAAUU